Messenger RNA from Sinocyclocheilus anshuiensis, 3532 nucleotides. RefSeq names its product V-type proton ATPase 116 kDa subunit a-like. The record is from RefSeq and is a predicted model, not a curated record. The coding region runs from base 145 to 2670 and encodes 841 amino acids. Gene Ontology annotation, molecular function: proton-transporting ATPase activity, rotational mechanism; ATPase binding. Lineage: Eukaryota; Metazoa; Chordata; Actinopteri; Cypriniformes; Cyprinidae. Gene Ontology annotation, cellular component: vacuolar proton-transporting V-type ATPase complex; vacuolar proton-transporting V-type ATPase, V0 domain; plasma membrane. Gene Ontology annotation, biological process: proton transmembrane transport; vacuolar acidification. The transcript has 22 exons.
UUCGUGACGUCACGUUCGCUCUGCCUCGUUCUGGUCAGCUGAUGCGCGCGACUCAGAGGCUUCAGAGACCCGCCGCAGCACUCCCUUUCAACUGUUUAAACUCAAUAUUCUCCCCUUAGUGCAUUGGGUAGAGAGAAGUGCAUUAUGGGGGAGCUGUUCCGCAGUGAGGAGAUGACCCUGGCCCAGCUUUUCCUCCAGUCUGAGUCCGCCUACUGCUGUGUCAGUGAGCUGGGGGAGAUUGGCAUGGUGCAGUUCAGAGAUUUGAACCCCGAUGUGAACGUUUUCCAGAGGAAGUUUGUGAAUGAAGUCCGUCGGUGUGAGGAGAUGGACCGCAAACUAAGAUUUGUUGAGAAGGAAAUCAAAAAGGCUAACAUACCUGUUUUAGACACAGGGGAGAACCCAGAGGUCCCUUUUCCACGAGACAUGAUUGAUUUGGAGGCCACCUUUGAAAAGCUGGAGAAUGAGCUGAAAGAGAUCAACACCAACCAGGAAGCCCUGAAGAAGAACUUCCUGGAGCUGACUGAGCUUAAGCACAUCCUCAGACGAACACAGCAGUUCUUUGAUGAGAUGGAAGAUCCUGCACUUUUGGAAGAUUCAUCAACUCUACUGGAUCCGAAUGAGGUCGGACGUAGCGCUCCUCUCAGGCUUGGGUUUGUUGCAGGGGUGAUAGGCAGAGAAAGGAUUCCCACCUUCGAGAGGAUGCUGUGGAGAGUUUGUCGUGGAAAUGUCUUCCUGCGACAGGCAGAUAUCGAGGACCCACUUGAGGACCCUGCCACAGGAGACCAUGUACACAAGUCAGUGUUCAUCAUUUUCUUCCAGGGAGACCAGCUGAAAAACAGAGUCAAGAAGAUUUGUGAAGGGUUUCGGGCAUCUCUUUACCCCUGUCCUGAGACCUCUCAAGAGAGGAAGGAAAUGGCAGCUGGAGUCAACACUCGAAUUGAUGAUCUCCAGAUGGUGCUGAAUCAGACGGAGGAUCACAGGCAGCGUGUUUUGCAGGCGGCUGCCAAGACUGUCCGGGUAUGGUUCAUCAAGGUCCGGAAAAUGAAAGCCAUUUAUCACACUCUGAACCUCUGCAACAUCGAUGUCACUCAGAAGUGUCUGAUUGCUGAGAUCUGGUGCCCCGUGUCGGAUCUAGACUCCAUUCAGUUUGCCCUGCGUCGGGGCACGGAGAAAAGUGGAUCCACUGUUCCCUCUAUCCUGAACAGAAUGCAGACCAAACAGACCCCACCCACCUACAACAAAACCAAUAAGUUUACCUCUGGCUUUCAGAGCAUCGUUGAUGCCUACGGCAUCAGCAACUACCGGGAAAUCAACCCAGCUCCAUACACCAUCAUCACCUUCCCCUUCCUGUUUGCGGUCAUGUUUGGCGAUCUGGGUCACGGUGUACUCAUGACCUGCGCUGCACUUUAUUUGGUACUGCGAGAGAGCCGAUUAAUUGCCCAGAAAAACGACAAUGAGAUGUUUAACAUGGUUUUUGCGGGCCGUUACAUUAUUCUCCUGAUGGGAAUAUUUUCAGUCUAUACUGGGAUUAUCUACAACGACUGUUUCUCCAAAUCUCUCAAUGUCUUUGGCUCGGGCUGGAGUGUCAGACCCAUGUUUGGAGAGAAAGGAGGCAACUGGACGUCUAAAACACUGGAUGAUAACCGGGUAUUACAGCUGGACCCUGCUGUGCCAAAAGUAUUUAAUGGACCCUAUCCAAUUGGCAUUGACCCAAUCUGGAACAUUGCCACCAAUAAGCUGACGUUUCUGAACUCGUUCAAGAUGAAGAUGUCGAUAAUUCUGGGAGUCAUCCACAUGACGUUUGGAGUUACUCUCAGUCUUUUCAAUCACCUGUACUUCAACAAACCUCUGAAUAUUUUCCUGGGUUUUAUUCCUGAGAUCAUCUUCAUGGUCAGUCUUUUUGGCUACCUGGUGCUGCUCAUUUUUUACAAGUGGUUGGCAUAUGAUGCCAAGAGCUCAAAAGAAGCCCCCAGCCUUCUAAUAGCCUUCAUCAACAUGUGCCUCUUCAGCUACAAUGAUCCCACCAACAAACCUUUUUACACGGGACAGAUUGUAAUUCAGUGUCUGCUAGUUAUUACAGCUCUCGCCUGUGUACCGUGUAUGCUUAUAGUAAAGACCCUAGUAAUGCGCAGGCAAUACCUCUGGAAAAGACAUCUGGGAAUGCAAAACUUUGGGGGAAUCCGUGUGGGUAACGGCCCCACAGAGGAUGAAGCUGAGAUCAUACAACAUGACCAGCUUUCCCAAAACUUAGAAGAAGAAUUGCCUGAGCUGUCAGAGGAGGAAGUGUUUGAUUUUGCAGAUGUUACAGUGCAUCAAGCCAUUCACACUAUAGAAUACUGCUUAGGCUGCAUCUCAAAUACCGCCUCUUAUCUACGGCUUUGGGCGCUGAGUCUGGCCCAUGCACAGCUCUCUGAGGUCUUGUGGUCAAUGGUGAUGCACAUGGGCCUCGCUUCUAGGAAUUUUGGUGGAUUCUUUGCCCUGUCAAUCAUCUUUGCCUUCUUUGCUACACUGACAGUGUUUAUUCUGUUGAUCAUGGAAGGGCUGUCUGCCUUCCUUCAUGCUCUCAGAUUGCAUUGGGUGGAGUUCCAGAAUAAAUUCUACACUGGACAAGGCUUCAAGUUCAUGCCUUUUACAUUUGACAGCAUUCUGGAGGGCAAGUUUGAAGACUAAACCUCAUUCUCUCCCUCCAAACUAUCAGAUUGCUUGUGAGAUUUCAUGAUUUGUGUGAACACUUUGACUUUGUAAGGCUCUAAAUUUCUCAGGUGUUCUACAUCAGGAAAGAAAUGGAAUAAUUUACAAGCAGGUAAACAAGAUGUAAUUAGUUGAAGCUGAAAAUUAUAGAUCUGCAAAACAUAUUCGCAACGAUUUCAUAACUCUUCAAUUCUUGCAUCAAUAUAUAUAUGGUAUGUAAUAAUUCAAACUCGUUUUGUAUAACUUCAAACCAGUCUCUUAAAUUAUUAGAGUUUGUUUUUUAUGUAUCCUUUAUCCUUUAAGUUGACACAUUUAUAUAAUAGAUCUCAUGCAAAGGGACCUCAUUUCAAAUACAGCAAAGAAAGCUUCACUUUAUGGCAUUUCACAAGCUUCUGCUGAGACGAUGAUAUCCUCAUCAAGCAUAUCUGAAUAAUAGAUGCAGAUAAUCCCCUCAGAUUUAUUGCAGAUCUUUGCAUUCCUUCAAAAACAUAAGUAAAGAAUAAUUAUAUUUUAGUUAGCUUUGAACUGUGUUGCCGGUGUUUUUUUUUUUGUUUGUUUUUUUGGUGUGUGGUUUGCUAUUAGGAUUAAAUGCAAAUGCACAUCUAAAUUAUGUCAAUCUCAUGAAUCUGCUGCAGUGCCCAGUUCUGGGUUUUUUGAUUGUUGUUUAGAAAUGAGUUUACAACAUUCGCAUGCAUUGGCUCCUGAAGAAAAUGUGUUGGUUUGAUAGAUGUCAGAGGGAGUUUUGGAGAAAUUAACUAUACCAAGUAAAAGCAGUUAGUGAAGUUGAGGGAUUAUGUCUGUUUUGUUUGCCAAUAAAGGGGAAGGAGUGGACCAGAACUCA